ACAAUUUCCAAGUAUUUUUUGUCACCAAAUUUGAUAUCAAGACUUUUGUACGUUAAAGCCCCUCGUUAAAAGGAUUUUUGUUUUAAAAAUUUAUGAUAAUGUGAGAUCUAAGUUCAUUGUAAUGAGUACAUUUAUUAUACCCAAACCAUUAAUGACUUUUGAAUACUCGACAAAGAUGCUAGUAGUCAAAGCGCACUAUUACCAUCUCACUUCCCAUCCCUAGAUAGUGUUUUCCGAUAAUUUAAUUUCGAUAUCCCUGAAAAAGCGUGGUCGAAGCGAAGCAGCACGUUUUUCUUCUUUAGUGUGGACGUUCUCACUUAAACGGCAAAAUCACAAGCACUGCAGCGCCUUUGCUAGAAAACUUGAAAGAGGCAGCCCAGACCUACGUGUAAAAUUUGUAUUUCUCGCAAGGCUUUUGGGAAAUAAAACGCAAACAAUAAAAAUGGCUAAUGUAUCUGCUGAAGAGAAGGAGACCACCGUCGAGAAGUUUCCAUCACAGGAAGUCGGUGCUCUGGAGAACGACGUAGUUGCCACCGAGGAGAACGGAGCACCGGCCGAAGCCUUCGAUUGUAAGAAGCUGACCUCCGAGGACGGUGCUCCCGCCGCCGAUGAUCAGAAGGAGGUGUACGCGGAUGAAGACCAGAAGGAGAAGUCCGCCGCCGAGGAGGCCAAGGAGGAGAGCGUCGAAGUAGCUCCAGGUGCUCCUAACGCCGCCGAGGAGGCUAACGGGGACUCAACGGAUGCUCCCGACGCCGAGGCCUUGAAGCGGAAGAUGGACGAGUCUGCCGCCGAGGAGAAAGGGGCACCGGCCGAGGACGUCGUUUGUAAGAAGCUGACCUCCGAAAACGCUGCUCCCGCCACUGAGGAUCAGAAGGAGGUGUUCGCGGACGACGACCAGAAGGGGGAGGCCAAGAAGGAGAGCAUCGAAGCAGCACCAGCAGCUGUUGACGUCGCCGAGGCCUUGAAGCGAAAGGCGGACGAGUCUGCUGCCGUAGCCGAGGCCGAGGCCUCCACCCCGCAAAAACGGGAAAAGGUGGACGUGGACGAGGACGAGGUCAGCACAGAGGAUGAUCUACCGAAGAGUUCGCCUCCAUGGGUUUUAGAAUACUAACACACACGCAAGUCACACAAACCACUGUUCUGCAGUCUACAGCCGCAGUGAGCCAUCUAUCCAACGACGUUCGCAUGACCAAUUCACAUUAAAAACCCUUCAAAUGGAAGCUUAGUCUUUAGCGAUUAUCUCUGUAUUUACUAAGGAACCAACCACAACAAGAGAAAGAAAAUGAAAAUAUAUUAACAUUUAAAAAUU
Molecule: messenger RNA, 1309 nt
Organism: Drosophila biarmipes
Lineage: Eukaryota; Metazoa; Arthropoda; Insecta; Diptera; Drosophilidae
Product: translation initiation factor IF-2-like
Exons: 3
Coding region: 443-1111 (222 amino acids)
Source: RefSeq, a predicted model, not a curated record